This is a messenger RNA of Momordica charantia (bitter melon), 761 nucleotides long. It is a transcript of the gene SP1L5, whose product is annotated as SPIRAL1-like5. Lineage: Eukaryota; Viridiplantae; Streptophyta; Magnoliopsida; Cucurbitales; Cucurbitaceae. The record is from RefSeq and is a predicted model, not a curated record. Gene Ontology annotation, biological process: cortical microtubule organization. Gene Ontology annotation, cellular component: cortical microtubule, transverse to long axis.
CUAAUAAAAGGCAUCAUAAUCAUAAACACUAUUAGGGCUUCUUUUUCUUUUGGUUGUCUGCCAUUUUUGCAAGCUUCAGAUCGAGCCAGAAGCCAAUAUCAUGAGUAGAGGUGGAAGCUAUGGCGGUGGAAGAAGCUCCUUAGGCUAUCUGUUUGGAAACGAUGAUCAGCCCACAAAGCCUCAGGUUUCUCGAGUGAUUCUUCCUCCUCCUUAUGGAAUUGAUAUUAGCCCUGAUGAUCAAAGUAAUAAUCCUUCUCCCUCUCCAAAACAACUCGUCUCCAACAAUUACCCUCGCGCUCACGGCCAAAACUCCGGAAACUUCUUAACGGAUCGUCCAUCAACCAAGGUGAAAUCUGCUCCGGGURGUGAUUCAUCGCUAGGGUACCUGUUUGGAGAUAAGUGAUUCAUAUAUUCAUAUGAUCAGAGCAUUUAUUUCUUCAGAUUUACUGUCUAGCUAACUUUAUAUAUUGAAACUUGAAGGCAAUUUCUAAGGGUGUGCUUUUUCUUAGUAUGUGUAUUGUGUGGUUUCUAAAUAAAAAAGGGUACACAAUUAUUAUGUACCCAAAAGAACAUAUAGCUAGCUUUGGAUUUGUGUGUAGCUGAUGUGUAUACUUUGGUGCAGUAUAGUUUGUGGAAUAUAUAUUAAAACAAUCUGAUGCUUCUAGUAGAUAUAUAUAAUAUGUAUUGAAUAUCAUCAUGACUUAUAGUUUUAUUAUGUAAAGUCGUACAGUAAGGAAAUAAACAAAUGGGAGUAUUUUUUA